AAGAAGAUUUUCCAAGCGCACGCCCCACACACACUCUCUCUCUAGAAAAGCACUCAACAAAAAUGGGGACACGAUGAGUGUGAGAGAGAAAGAGACAAAGAAGAAGAAGAAGAAGUUGUAGAGAGAGAGAGAAGGCGAAUCCACCGCAAUGCUUCUUCGAUUUCUUCUGCUUUGGAUGCUCUGUUUUGCUUGUGUUUCCUUUGCUGCACGGCAAGCACCAUUUGCUAUGCGCUUGAGCUGUGGGGCUCGUCAAAAUGUACAAACAAGAGUAACCAAUACCCUUUGGCACGAAGAUAUUGGGUAUACAGGAGGCAUAGCCGCUAAUGCAUCUCGUCCAAGCUACAUUACCCCACCACUCAGCACUCUUCGCUAUUUUCCUUUGUCUGAAGGUCCACAAAAUUGUUACAUCAUUGAUAGAGUGCCAAAGGGUCACUACUCAGUCAGGAUCUUCUUUGGACUUGUUGGUCAGAUUAGAGAUGGCAAUGAACCCCUAUUUGACAUUUCUAUUGAAGGCACGCAAAUAUAUUCUCUGAAAUCGGGUUGGAUGCAUCAGAAUGAUCAAGUAUUUGCUGAGGCGCUAGUGUUUCUUACAAAUGACUCUAUCUCAAUCUGUUUCCAUAGCACUGGUCAUGGGGAUCCAGCAAUCCUUUCUAUCGAGAUCCUUCAAAUUGAUGAUAAGGCUUAUUUGGUCCCCCAGUUGAGUCAAAGGAUAAUACUUAGAACAGUUAAAAGACUGAGUUGUGGCUUUGGGCAGUCAAAGUUUGACGUAGAUUAUAGUGGGGAUCCUUGGGGAGGGGACAGAUUUUGGCAAAGUAUUAAAACUUUUGGUCAGGGUUAUGAAUCUGAUCAACCAAGGUCUGUUGAAACUAUGAUCAAACAUGCUUCGCAUUCACCAAACUUCUAUCCAGAAACUCUUUAUCAGUCAGCUCUUGUUAGUACUAAUAGUCAGCCUGAUUUAACAUAUGCAUUGGAGGUGGAUCCCAACAGAAACUAUUCUGUUUUGUUACAUUUUGCAGAGAUUGAUAAUUCAGUGACUGCAGCGGGGCAAAGGGUCUUUGAUAUUAUAAUAAACGGUGAUCUUGCUUUCAAAAAUGUUGACAUUGUAGAAUUGAGUGGGGAUCUCUAUACGGCCCUUGUGCUUAAUACAACUGUUACUGUUAAUGGGAGGAUUCUGACAAUAACAUUGAACCCAAAGGAAGGGAGUCUCGCCAUAAUCAAUGCCAUUGAGAUAUUUGAGGUUAUAAUGGCCGAGUCAAAAACUAUAUCAGAGGAAGUUCGGGCUUUACAAACAUUGAAGAAAGCAUUGGGGCUUCCACCCAGGUUGGGAUGGAAUGGUGAUCCUUGUGUUCCUCAACAACAUCCAUGGAGUGGAGUGGAUUGCCAAUUAAACAAAAGUAGUGGCAGCUGGGUCAUUGAUGGACUUGGUCUUGACAAUCAAGGUCUGAAAGGUUUCUUGCCAGAUGAUAUAUCCAGACUACUUAAUCUACAAAUCCUAAACUUGAGUAGGAACAACAUCCACGGAGCAAUUCCAUCCUCACUUGGUACAAUAACUGGUCUGCAAGUGCUUGACCUAUCCUACAACGUUUUCAAUGGAUCAAUUCCAGAAAGCCUUGGACAGUUGACAUCAUUACAAAGACUGAAUCUUAACAGCAACCUCCUGUCUGGAAAGGUCCCAGCAACUCUAGGAGGAAGAUUACUGUACAGAGCUAGCUUCAAUUUUACUGAUAAUGCAGGUCUUUGUGGUAUACCUGGAUUACCUACAUGUGGGCCUCAUCUUUCUGCCGGUGGUAAAAUCAGCAUUGGAUUAGGGGUUUCUUUUACAUUUCUCCUCCUUAUUAUCUGUUCAGUUUGUUGGUGGAAAAGGAGGCAUAAUAUCCUCCGAGCUCAGCAAAUAGCAGCAAGAGCAGCCCCAUAUGCAAAAGCCAGGACCCAUUUUUCACGUGACAUUCAAAUGACAAGGCAUCAUAAUAAUCAAGGCAAAACCUACACCGCAGCUGAGAAUGGGCCCAUUUUGCUUUCAUGAUGACACACAUCAUUAUAUUACCUUUUGAGUCUUGGUAUUCCUCUGUUUACCUGCCAUCAAGUUGUUUUUUUUUUUUUUUUUUAAUUUAGAUUGCAGAAUCGCCCUACUAAUAUAAUCUGAUCCACCAUCUGAUGGUGCGUCACUUCCACACCGUAUAUACUGAGAGUUUCUUGAGACAAGACACUUCUUACACGCUGAGAACUUCCGAAAAUUGUAAAUCAGAAAAUUUUGUUCA
Molecule: messenger RNA, 2258 nt
Organism: Cajanus cajan (pigeon pea)
Lineage: Eukaryota; Viridiplantae; Streptophyta; Magnoliopsida; Fabales; Fabaceae
Product: receptor-like protein 4
Molecular function (GO): protein binding
Source: RefSeq, a predicted model, not a curated record